AUGUCUAUGAGACACUCUCAAACCAGUUCAACCUCUAAAACUGCGAGGAUAAUAUCUCAUCCCACCUAUCAAAACACCACUGGGUUCGUGGCUCAUUCCCCCGGUCAACUGACAUUCCUCCAAUGGAACUGCAAUGGUAUCAAAAACAAGACGGACGAACUCCAACAGCACCUCGAAACACACAAAAUACACAUUGCAGAAACAAAACUCAACUCCCGUUCCAAAGAGCCAGAAUUCGAUGGCUACUCUAUAUACCGCAAAGACCGUGGUCUUGGACAAGGCGGUGGUCUGGUCAUGUUAAUACACAAUAACAUCCCUUACUCAAUCAAACAACUACCUGACUCAAAUCCAAUAGAAUCCCAAGCCAUAAUCCUCAAUAUCAAUUAUCUGGGUUCCGUUGUCGCGGUAGUACCAGUUUAUGCAGCCAUCACACUGCCCCCACAAGGUACGAGUUUGGAUGACUCUCCCAGACCGAUGUCCACAGAACACAAACAUACAAAUUUUGUCCAAUCGACCACAUCUUAUUUUUUAAUUUUGCUUAUGCUUCAUUCAAAAAAUAGUUUCAAGGUCAAGGAAAUUUGUUACAAGCGUUGGUUUUGCACCAGAUUCAACAUAUUUUUAGUUUGCUCCGAAGCAGCUUUUGUUGGGCAUUGGUUAUCUGCAUAUAAUGCGAAUACAGAUGCACCUACAUUGUGGUUGUUCGCCAAAACAUUUUCCUAA
Helobdella robusta is the source of this 720-nucleotide messenger RNA. RefSeq lists its product as hypothetical. The transcript has 3 exons. The record is from RefSeq and is a predicted model, not a curated record. NCBI's taxonomy places the organism in Eukaryota, Metazoa, Annelida, Clitellata, Rhynchobdellida, Glossiphoniidae. Bases 1 to 720 code for a protein of 239 amino acids.